Molecule: messenger RNA, 1584 nt
Organism: Daldinia caldariorum
Lineage: Eukaryota; Fungi; Ascomycota; Sordariomycetes; Xylariales; Hypoxylaceae
Product: FAD/NAD(P)-binding domain-containing protein
Exons: 2
Coding region: 98-1390 (430 amino acids)
Biological process (GO): secondary metabolite biosynthetic process
Molecular function (GO): FAD binding
Source: RefSeq, a predicted model, not a curated record
CGCUGCUUGGAGAGUCGUCCUUUUCGUCUACCCAAAAAACCCCACAUAACAGCAACAGCAAGCUCCAACAUCUUAACACAUCGGUUUUCCUCACACGAUGACUGCUACGAAACAUUUUGAUAUCGCAAUCGUCGGCGGUGGCAUAAGCGGGCUCACACUAGCAGUCGCCCUUCUUAAGCAGAAUGUGCCCUUUACAGUUUACGAAUCCGCCCCGAAGUUCACGGAGAUCGGCGCCGGGUUAGGCUUCGGGCCUAAUGCCGUGAAGGCCGUCGAGCUGAUCUCACCCGAGCUUCUCGAAGGGCUCAAACGGCGCGUCACGCUGGGGUGGGAAAGCAAGCGGCAGGACUGGUUCACGAUCAGGGUUGGCGACCAGAAGAAGGCCGGUCCGGACGGGGUGCUGAAGCAGAAGGAAAAAGAGGGGUUGAAAGUUGGAGACCCUCUUUUCGAGAUUCAGUACGGCGACGAUAGACUGGCUGGCGGUGUGCAUCGGGCACACUUCUUGGACGAGCUCCUCGCGCUGAUACCGGACUCGGUUUCGAAGUUCGGCAAGAGGCUGGUUGACAUCACUAGCGCUACGGACGGGUCGCAAGAUGCCGUUUUGCACUUCGCCGACGGAACUACGGCGCAGCACAGUGCCGUCGUCGGUUGCGACGGGAUUAAGUCGAAGACUAGGGAAAUUCUGCUUGGGGAAAAGUCGAAGGCCGUAUUCUCUGGGAAAUACGCAUAUAGGGGGUUAAUACCGAUGGGACGAGCCGUAGAGUUACUAGGCGCUGAGACGGCCGAAAACCCCCAGUUAUGGAUGGGAUAUCAUCGCCAUCUGCUCACCUUCCCAAUCGAGAAGGGCAAAACAAUGAACGUUGUGGCGUUUAGUUCUCGCGACACAUGGACCGACCUGCAGUGGGUGGUGAAAGCAUCAAAGGAGGAAAUGCUAGCCGACUAUACUUCAUGGGGCCCCGCGGUGAAUUCCAUCAUCAACUCCAUGGAGAAAAGGGAUGUGUGGGCUCUCUUUAACGAUCCGCCCGCAGAGACUUACUACGGCUUAAGCCCUCGAGUGUGUCUCCUCGGCGACGCCGCGCACGGCACCACACCCCACCAGGGCGCAGGUGCGGGCAUGUGUAUCGAGGACUGCUAUAUCCUCGGCCAUCUGAUAGGAGCGGCGCAAAGCACCCAAGAUCUCGACAAGGCGUUCAAAGCGUACGACGAGGUGAGACGGCCGAGAACACUCAAGUUGGUGAAGACCAGCAGGGAGGCCGGCAUGCUGUACGAGUUCGAGCUCGAAGGCGACGAUCUUGAGGCUAUUGAGAGGAACCUCAAAUCGCGCAUGAGCUGGAUCUGGGACGUGGACUUGCAGCACGAGCUGGAGAGGGCAUUGUCGAUUUUUAAGGGGUAAUCUUGUACGACCUUAGCAGUGCUUUAUAGAACGUCUCUUGUUUUUUUACUUAGAUACCUGCCGCUUCAAAUCACACAAUCUCAUAACAUCAAUAGGUACCUAAGUUACCCUAUAUUCAGAAAUCAAUUUCCAAGGUAGAUGACAUCAAAAUAGGUAUUGAAGGUACUGUACUCCUUUAGGCGAAGCAAUUAGAC